Oncorhynchus masou masou (cherry salmon) is the source of this 3831-nucleotide messenger RNA. Its product is annotated as branched-chain-amino-acid aminotransferase, cytosolic-like. The transcript is spliced from 18 exons. Gene Ontology annotation, molecular function: branched-chain-amino-acid:2-oxoglutarate transaminase activity; oxidoreductase activity; structural constituent of ribosome. Gene Ontology annotation, cellular component: ribosome; mitochondrion. The record is from RefSeq and is a predicted model, not a curated record. The coding region runs from base 271 to 2082 and encodes 603 amino acids. Lineage: Eukaryota; Metazoa; Chordata; Actinopteri; Salmoniformes; Salmonidae. Gene Ontology annotation, biological process: L-leucine biosynthetic process; L-valine biosynthetic process; translation.
UGCUCACCUGUCUUCACAGACGACAACAAAACCCAUGAUUUUUAAGGAACUUGGAGGAGGGAAGAGAAAGUUAACGUAGAAAUGUAAAAGACAACGGGAGGGACGCAAUUAUAUAUUUUGCUGCAUGUAAAGAAAUAGAAUAAAAAGUGUAGCUUGGAAAGAGGGCAAGUCACUUUGUUUGCGGCAUUCGACCAACACAGUCAACCAGGUAGUGGCGGUUCUUUCAUCGUCACUGAAAUCAUCACCCGUGACGGGUUGGCUCUAGUGAACAUGUCAGGCAGUACUUUGCGUUACGGAGACAAAGUUGUCAUUGUGACCGGCGGGUCCAAAGGGAUUGGUAGAGGGAUUGUCAAAGUAUUCGUGGAGAAUGGUGCCAAAGUUGUAUUCUGUGCAAGAGGGGUGGCAGCAGGACAGGCUCUAGAGGCUGAGCUGAACAGGGCAGGACCAGGUUCAUGCAAAUUUGUACCUUGUGACAUCUCCAAAGAGGAGGACAUCAAGAGGUUGAUUUCAGUGACAGUGGAGCAUUAUGGUCAAAUAGACUGUCUGGUCAACAAUGCUGGGUGGCACCCACCUCAUAAACCCACAGAUGACACUACUGCAGAUGAGUUCAGAGAUCUUUUGAAUCUUAACCUCAUCAGUUACUUCCUGGCCUCCAAAUAUGCCCUGCCCCACCUGCGACAGCGCCAGGGGAACAUCAUUAACUUGUCCAGUCUGGUGGGCUCCAUUGGUCAGAAAAAUGCAGCACCAUAUGUAGCCACUAAGGGGGCAAUCAUUGCCAUGACAAAAGCCAUGGCUGUGGAUGAGAGUCGAUAUCAAGUGAGAGUCAACUGCAUUUCCCCUGGUAAUGUGAUGACACCUCUGUGGGAGGAGCUGGCUGGACAGACUGCAGAUACCUUAGCCACCAUUAAAGAAGGAGAGAACGCUCAGGCACUUCAUGGACGGUUCAUUCAAGCCAUCCCCUACUCUAUGGGGUCGUUGCGGUUUGCCAGCUCAUUCAAGGCCGCAGACCUCACUAUCGAGCGCAACACUGCAGGGAAGCCCAAGCCAGACCCCGCCUCCCUGGUGUUUGGCAAGCAGUUUUCAGACCACAUGCUGACCAUCUAUUGGUCAGAGAAAGAGGGCUGGAAGGUUCCCCAGAUCAAGCCCUUUCAGAACCUGUCGCUGCACCCUGCCACCUCUGCCCUGCACUACUCCAUAGAGCUGUUUGAGGGCAUGAAGGCGUUCAGAGGGGUGGACAACCACAUCCGUCUGUUCAGACCCAACCUGAACAUGGAGAGGAUGCACCGCACUGCUGACCGCAGCUGUCUCCCUUUGUUUGAUAAGGUGGAGCUGUUGGAGUGCAUCAGGAAGCUGGUGGAGGUGGACCAGGACUGGGUCCCCUACUCCCUAGACGCCAGCCUCUACAUCAGACCCACCUACAUUGGGAUUGAGCCUUCCCUGGGUGUGUCGAGGGCCAGCCAAGCCCUACUAUUUUGCAUCGUGGGUCCUGUAGGGCCCUACUUUACCACAGGGGCCUUCAGCCCAGUCUCUCUGCUGGCAGACCCAAGCUAUGUCAGGGCCUGGAGAGGGGGGGUCGGAGCCUACAAGAUGGGGGGUAACUAUGGGCCUACUAUAUCAGUGCAGAAUGAGGCCAUAAAGCAGGGCUGUCAGCAGGUCCUGUGGCUGUAUGGAGAGCAGGAGGAGAUCACAGAGGUCGGCACCAUGAACCUCUUCAUCUACUGGACGAAUGAGGGAGGAGAGAGAGAGUUGCUGACUCCUCCUCUAGAUGGCAUCAUUCUCCCAGGAGUCACCAGGCAGUCUCUGCUAGACCUGGCCAGAGAAUGGGGAGAGUUCAAAGUGACAGAGCGCACCAUGGGCAUGAAGGAGCUGCUCGGUGCUCUGGACUCAGGCAGGAUUAUGGAGGUGUUUGGUGCCGGGACGGCCUGUGUGGUCUGUCCCGUCGGCAGCCUGCUCUACAAAGGAAAGACCUACCAAAUUCCUACAAUGCAGAAUGGUCCAGACCUGGCCAAGCGAUUCCACAAAGAGCUGACAGACAUGCAGUAUGGCCGGAAACAGAGUGAAUGGGCACCACUGGUCGUUUAAUUGGCAGUUUGCACAUGCCAAUCAUAUCGCGACCAGUCCCCCGCUCCAUCUUCAAGACCAGCAGCUUCAGCACAACCCAUAAUGCACUCCUUCUGAUAGGCUGGCAGACCGGCCAGGUCACAUCUGUUACUCUUGGUGUUUCUGCGGGGACUUGUAAAGGGAUAGGGUUAUUCUGUCAUUCAAAUGUUGCAACUUGCAUGGAAUACCGACAGUUACACAAUACUGUAUAAGUAAUGCUGUGAAACGGCCGCAGCCUCGGUUCAACCAACCUAGUCUAGUCUGUAUUAGGAACAAAGUCAGUCUUCUUCCUAUUCAGUCCUUUAUCAUACUGUAGCACAGGUUACAGAAGAAAUCGUCCUCCAAGCUUUUUAAUAAACACUACAUGAGAUGGUCUUUAGUGUUGUCCAUGCUAUUGGACACACUGAUGUAUUGUUGAAAUAGUUUAAAUAUGCAAUACGCACAACUAUUGUAGGGGAUUACUGGUAAGUUAGUGGUCAUUUGCUAUAUGGGAAUAACGUUUUACAGGUACUUAAUAGGAACAAUUGAAUCUGUUAGCCAUUUUCACUGGCUGACAUCAUAAGAAAUGUGUUGACUGUAGGAAUGGAUCAGAUCAAAACCACGUCAUAUGAUUUGUUACUUUCUAAAUGUCACUAUAUAACCUGAGGAAGUAGAAUAUGAUUUAAAAUACUUUUUGUUGUUGUAGAACCUAUGUAUAUCAGGCCAGGAAUACAAAUGGUUAUACAUACCAUAUUGACACCAGAGGUGCUUUUCAACAAUUUCCUAGAGCUUAGUUUGAUUUAAGUCAAGUGUGCAUGUGUGUGACUGAGCAGAAGAAAGUCAGUCAAGUGAUCGCGUGUCUUUCUGGAUUGGAAAGAUGCCACUAAGAAAGUGAUGUUGAAAAGAUUGAGAUUAAAAUGGAGAGGUCCAAGUGAACUCAAGCAUACACAAAGAGGUUAGCUAUAGCUACAUGAUAUACUUAAGCAAUAAGGCCCGAGGUAUAUGGCCAAUAUACCAUGGCUAAGGGCUGUUCAUAUGCGCAACGCGGAGUGCCUGGAUUCAGCCCGUAGUCGUGAUAUAUUGGCCAUAUACCACAAACCCCUUUGAUGUCUUAUUAAGCAAUAAGGCACGAGGAAGUGUGUUAUAUGGCCAAUAUAUCCCAGCUCAGGGCUGUUCUUAUGCACGACGCAUCGCGGAGUGCCUGGACUCAACCCUAAGCCGUGGUAUAAUGACCAUAUACCACAACCCCGAGGUGCCGUAUUGCUAUUAUAAACUGGUUACCAACUUAAUUAGAGCAGUAAAAAUACAUGUUUUGUCAUAUCCGUGGUAUACGGUCUGAUAAACCACGGCUGUUAGCCAACCAGUUUAUAAUGUAGACUUCAGAGUACGAGAGAGUCCACAUUCAAUAGAUGCUAUAGACUGUCUGACUUCUGCACUAGGUUGUGUGUAAUCAUUAUGUAAACUUAAAGUAACAAUGAGUAGUUAUUUUUUUGUCUGUGGGUUUUUCUUGUCAAUUGGAACAACCGUCUUCCCAAUUAUUAACUGUAUAUCCAGGUUUAUGUCCUCACCCUGCUGCUUUCCUUUCUAUUAAUGUAUUUGCCUCUUUCAUAUCGCUUGGUUUUCUCCAUUCCUCCCUAAGUGCCUGAUCUAACUUGUUUUUAGUGGUUGCACUAGGCUAUCCUGCUGGAUCUUUGUGUUUUUGUUGUGGGACAUUGUUAAUAGAUUUUUACAAUAAACUCCAUCUGUGUUCCA